AUGACUACAGGUAGCAAAGAAGCACACUACUCUGCGACGUCUUCGGGCACUUCUUCUACACUAUCUCUAUCCUCUGCACCCUCAUCCGUCACACAGGAUUCCUCGAAAUAUGCCCUGUACCCGUACGAAGAAGCUGCCAAGGAAAGAACUCUCGUUGAUAUCUUUGCUGCUUCCAGCAAGUUGUUUCCAGAAGAACUUGCGCUCGAUAACGGCUCCGAUAGUUUGACCUAUGCCGAGUUGACCGACGCUGUUGGCAUCCUCGUCGAUCGGUUGCAUGAAGCUGGCAUCGGCCCUGGCGAUAGAGUUGGCAUCCGCGUCACCUCUGGCACAGCAGAGCUAUACGUUGGCAUCCUGGCCAUUCUCAAAGCCGGAGCUGCUUACGUUCCUGUGGAUGUUGAUGACCCCGAUGAGCGCGCCAAGCUCGUCUUCUCCGAAGCAGCCGUCUGCGCUGUCAUUACCGACCACAAUACAAUUACACUGCAAGACACGAAGCCAAUCGGCAACACAGCAUCACGCAAAUGUCCUUGUCCUGACAAUGACGCUUGGAUCAUCUUCACAUCUGGCUCGACUGGCAAGCCGAAAGGCGUCGCCGUCACGCAUCGCAGCGCAGCUGCCUUUGUCGACGCCGAGUCGCACCUCUUCCUCCCCAAAAAACCUCUUGCCCCGGGUGACCGUGUCCUUGCCGGCCUAUCUGUGGCUUUUGAUGCCUCCUGUGAAGAGAUGUGGCUAGCCUGGCGCCACGGCGCGUGUCUCGUGCCGGCGUCGCGCGCGCUAGUCAAGGCUGGCGCGGAGCUGGGCACGUUUCUUACCGCCCAACGCAUAUCCGUCGUUUCCACCGUGCCGACGCUGGCGGCGCUGUGGCCAACAGAAGCACUUCAUGGGCUUCGUCUACUGAUCCUCGGCGGCGAAGCGUGCUCCCCCGAGUUGGCCAACAGGCUCGCUGGCGCCGUCGGCGCCGUUUGGAACACCUACGGCCCCACCGAGGCGACGGUAGUCUCGUGCGGCGCCCCACUCACCGUCGGCGAUCCGGUGGUGCGGAUCGGCCUGCCGCUAGCCGGGUGGCGGCUGGCUGUUGUCGGAGCCGAUGGCCAUCCCGUCCGCUGGGGCGAAGAAGGCGAGCUUGUCAUUGGCGGUGUCGGAAUGGCUCGCUACUUGGACCCCGAAAAGGACAAGGUCAAAUUUACACCCUCCCCAGCCUUUGGCGGCGAGCGCGCCUACUGCAGCGGCGACUUGGUGCGCGCCGAAAGGGAAGGCCUCUUGUUCGUUGGUCGAAAUGAUGAGCAGAUUAAGCUGGGUGGCCGGCGCAUUGAGCUCGGUGAAAUUGAUGCGGCGAUGAUGACAUUACCUGGUGUGAAGAGUGCUGCUAGCGCCAUUCGGCGCACCGACACGGGCAAUCAGGUCCUCGUCGGGUAUGUGGUGAGGGACAACAGUGCUGCCACCACGUCUGAUAGGACCUUUCUGAAGCGUGUUUUACCGCCAACUUUAAUUCCCAUGCUCAUUACCGUCGACAAUAUCCCUGUUCGCACUUCUGGCAAGGUUGACCGCAAAGCCCUUCCGUGGCCACCGCCCGAGUCAUCCUCGGCUGCAACUGCCGAGGGAACUACCAUGGGCUGGGUGUCCAGCCAGUGGCGCGCCGUUCUUGGUGCAUCUGGCGCGUUACCAGAGUCCAACUUCUUUGAGCUCGGUGGCACCAGCCUGGCCGCCGCGCAGCUGGUCUCGCAGCUGCGCCAGAAGUGCCACACCUUGUCCGUGGCGGACGUCUACGAGCAUCCAACCCUGUCCGCCAUGACAGAGCGCAUUGACGAGCUGCUAGGCACCACGAUCGUGAUGCGCGAGGUCAAGCUCAGCCCCCGCUGGGUCAUCUUUAUCCAGAGCAUCGUGCUCAUUGCCGUUUUUCUCAUCGAGGGCCUGCGUCUCAUGAUGCCGCUGUUCAUAUCCCAGAAGAUUUUCCAAGCACUCUUUGAAGGAGACUAUUGGGCGACGAGACACACGCUGCCUUGGUCCGCUGUGGCUGUGCUCUGGGUCGUCUUCAUGACGCUGCCGGGCCGUCUCCUGACGACUGUCUUGAUUGUGCGCUCCAUCACCGUUGGCAUUCGUCCGGGCGAGUAUCGCCGCGCCGGCCUGACGCAUCUCCGCCUCUGGACAGCGGACAGGGUUGUUGGACUUGGCAGGCUGACGGCCAUGGCCGGUACCAAUUGGGCCCGGUGGCACGCUUGGCUCAUGGGCUGCCAUGUCGGUCGCGAUGUGCAGCUGCAUACCCUCGCGCCUACGACCGGACUGGCUAGCUUUGGCGACGGCGCUGCCCUGGAGCCCGAGGUGGACAUUGCCGGCUACUGGCUCGAUGGUGACGUGUUGCAUGUCGGCAGUAUUACUGUAGGCGAGGGUGCCAGAGUCGGAGCGCGCACCAUGCUCAUGCCCAACUCCGUUAUCGAGCCGUAUGCCACUGUUGAGCCUGGUCUUUCUAUCCAGGGCACCGUCAAGUCACCCCUUCCACCGUCGGCUUCCUCGUCGGACCAGGGAUCCAACCCCGAUAGUUCAUUCAAGCCGACUCCGGGAAGCUUUCGCAUGGCUAUUCUCUAUACUCUUGCCCUCAUACUCCUCGACUUCAUGGCCGUCUUGUUGUAUGCUCCCAUUUGGGGUCUGAUGCCUAUCAUUGUCAAAGAAUACACAAAUUUCAGACAGCUCAGCAUUGGAAUUAUUGCAAUGACGGCUCCCGGAACAGUCUUUGGAAUCUUUCUCUACACCGCUGCUGUUGUCCUCAUUGUGCGGCUUGCCAACCUCGGCAUUCGCCCUGGCUCGCACUCGUGGAACAGCUGGACUGCGUUUUGCGCUUGGCUUAUUCACUUCCUCAUGAUGGACAUUCGCACGAGCAUGUUUCCCAUGUUUGCCAGCUUAUUCACGCCCGUCUGGCUGCGCCUGUUGGGUGCCAAAAUUGGCCGCAACGUGGAGUCGUCUACCGUGGUCCCCAUGCCGUCUCUUCUCACCGUGCAUGACAAUGCAUUCCUUGCCGACGACGUGCUUAUUGCGCCAUAUGAGCUCAGCGGGGGACGCAUGCACCUCGGCCCUGUGACGGUUGGAAAUAAGACUUUUCUCGGCAAUUCUGCGAUUGUUGACCCAGACAUCAGCGUCCCUGCCAAUUCGCUCAUUGGUGUGCUGGGCUCUGCGCCGGGUGGCCUGGGCGAGAAGCAGAUGCAGGCUGGCUCCUCGUGGCUUGGUCGCCCUCCUAUGCCACUUCCUCGCAAAAUCGACUCCAACAUUGACAAUGCGCUCACUUUUGCACCCCCGAAGAAGCUGGUCCUUGCUCGGGCUCUAAUUGAGUCUUGCCGCGCCAUCCCUCUUAUUCUCAAUGGCUUCAUCCCCUCCAUGGCAAGCCUCGGCACGCUUUGGUUCUUGUGGCGGUUUGGCAUUGGCUGGGCCAUCCUCGCAUCUGGAGGGUUUCUCGUCGGCACUGCAUUUAUUGCCGCCAUCAUCACCAUUGCCGCCAAGUGGCUCGUGACGCCCAACGUCAAGGCCGGCAGCACACAUCCGCUCUGGAGCUCAUUUGUGUGGCGCAAUGAGCUUGCCGACUCCUUCCUGCAGUCCAUGGCCGUUCCCCUCAUGGUGCGCUACUUUUACGGCACCCCUGUGCUGGCCAUGUUCUUCCGCGCUCUCGGUGCCAAGAUUGGCCACGGUACGUGGAUCGAGAGCCAUCUACUACCCGAAGCGGAUCUCUGCAUCGUUGGCAACGGCGCUACAAUCAACAGAGGUAGCUUGCUGCAGACGCACCUGUUUCACGACCGGCUGAUGCGUCUGGAUGAGGUCCAGCUCUGCGAUGGUGCUACACUGGGUCCCCUCACAGCGUCGCUUCCUGGUACUGUGAUUGGUGCCGGCUCGACAGUGUACCCGGUCUCGCUCGUGAUGAGAGGCGAGCAUCUACCGGGGAGUACACAAUGGCGAGGCAAUCCUGUGCGACCGUGGAGCGAGGGCACAGACGAGAAAUGGGUGAACAAGGGUUCGCGAAGUACGAGCUGGGACUCGCCGACGCCAGUAUAA
Molecule: messenger RNA, 4032 nt
Organism: Beauveria bassiana ARSEF 2860
Lineage: Eukaryota; Fungi; Ascomycota; Sordariomycetes; Hypocreales; Cordycipitaceae
Product: non-ribosomal peptide synthetase
Exons: 1
Coding region: 1-4032 (1343 amino acids)
Biological process (GO): amino acid activation for nonribosomal peptide biosynthetic process; secondary metabolite biosynthetic process
Cellular component (GO): cytoplasm
Molecular function (GO): phosphopantetheine binding
Source: RefSeq, a predicted model, not a curated record